Messenger RNA from Cyclocybe aegerita, 2175 nucleotides. The record is from the annotation of a GenBank genome assembly. NCBI's taxonomy places the organism in Eukaryota, Fungi, Basidiomycota, Agaricomycetes, Agaricales, Hemipholiotaceae.
AUGUUUUCCGUUCUCGCGUGGGCUCUCGGGCCCGUGCUGUUAGCACUCCAUGCAAGCGCACAGACCACCAGGUGGUGCGAUAGUCUUACCAAUGUCUGCUUCACGCGCUACUACUACCCCGACCUCGAUACCUCCUGGGGCUACGUCUUUCCACCUCUCCCAGCGGCGGGUCAAACACCGUCAGAUGAAUUUAUCGGGCUCUUCACCGGGCCUUCGUCACUUGGGUGGAUUGGAAAUAGUUUGGGUAAUGGGAUGCGUCAGAAUCCGCUCGUAGUUGCAUGGACGGAUGGGAAUACGCCCAGGGUUUCCGUUCGCUUUACCAGCAACUACUCCCCUCCGCCAGUAUAUUCGGGUCCCAGCGUCACAGUUCUCGGAGCGUCAGGAGUUAACGCAACCCACCAGAGAAUUGUCUUCCGCUGCCAGCGCUGCACUACCUGGACCGGAGGCUCGAAUGGUAUCAGCCUCAACGGCGUCGCAACGUUCGGUUACGCUCUUCAUGGAACGAUCAAGCCUCUCACUCCCUCCGACCCCGGCUCGUCACUCUAUCAACAUACCAUGGCGGGCCUACACACCAUAGACGUCUCACAGGCGCACGACCCGCUCUACAACAACUACCUCACGACGCUACAGAAUGCUCCUCCGGUCAUACCUCCGACAGUGCCGUCGACGACUACGACACCUAUCCCAACCCCUACAGGCCCACUCCAAUGCCCUGGCGCGCCACAGCCGACGUACGCGCUGAUGGUGGCCGACGGAUGGCGAGCCACACCGGUCCUUGGAAGGCUCUCCUCGCCGCGAGGCGUUGCAAUCGAUACGAUGGGCAACUUGCUCGUCCUUCAGCGAGGUCGUGGGCUGACAGGACAUGGGCUCGACGCGAACGGAUGCGUGACGAGCACGACGACUAUCAUUUCGGAUACCGCUAUCAACCAUGCCAUCGAGGUCCACCCGGAUGGGAACAGGAUAUUUGCUAGCUCUUCGGAUGUAGCCUGGUCUUGGGAUUACAACCCUUCGACAAUGACCGCGACGAAUAGGAGGACUCUGGUUACUGGAAUGAACAACAACUACCACUUCACCCGUACCAUCUUGAUUCCGAAGAAAUACCCUGAUUAUAUGGUGGUCAACGUCGGGUCUGACGGGAACCUCGACUGGCCGACUUUCCACCCCGCAGCUGGACGGGCCCAAAUCCGCGUGUUCGACCUCCGGACCCUCCCAGCGAACGGUGUUCCUUUCACGAGCGGAAGGGUAUUCGGGUACGGACUUAGGAAUCAUGUUGGCAUAGCAGAGGAUCGGGGCGGAACGGUCUACAGUAUCGAAAACUCCCUCGAUGACGCCUAUCGCACAGUCAACGGGCAACGACGAGAUGUCCACAAUGAUAACCCUGCCGAAAAGGUCUAUAGGCUGGGCAACCCAUCUGCGCCGACUGGCUUCUGGGGUGGUUACCCAUACUGUUUUACCGUCUGGGAACCCAGCAGUUUCAUCGACAAGACCUUCCAGGUCGGCGAUUGGUUCGUCCAAGCCCCAAAUGCAACUCUCACAGACGCGUGGUGCGACAACAACGCUGUGAAGCCCAUCGCUCUUCUGCCACCACAUACCGCGCCGCUCGAUAUCAAGUUCGGCGUCGGCAGUGAUACCAACCUGUACGUACCUAUGCACGGAAGUUGGAAUCGCAAUCCACCCCAGGGUUACAAAGUCGUCAUUGUACCUGGGCAGUACUCCGCUUCGGGCGAGUGGUCGCCGAGCGUUGGCCUUGCUCAGACAAAAACGACAUGGUCCGACUUACUGAGGAACCGGGCGGAGAACUCUUGCAAUCAAGGUUGCUUCCGCCCCGUCGGCCUCGUCUUCUCCGCCAACGGCGAAAAUAUGUACGUCGCGAGCGACACCUCGGGCGAAGUCUUCCUCAUGAAGAGGAACGCUGGCGCGGUGACGACCGUUACCGGUGGCCCGACUCAGGGCCCGACUUCACAACCUACGUCUCAGCCUACGUCCCAGCCCACAUCCCAGCCCACGUCCCAACCUCAGCCCACGACGCCGACUACCACGAGCACCGCACCUCAGCCCACGCAGACGGUUUGGGGACAAUGCGGUGGUAAUGGAUGGACUGGUCCUACACUCUGCGCAUCGGGCUCGGUUUGUCGAUUCCAAAAUGAUUGGUACUCGCAAUGCGUCCCUGGCUAA